GCAUUACAAACCUGCCAUUGUCUCCCUCUUACUCUGUCUGUUUCUCCACCUGGCCUCACCUCAUCGCUUAUAUGAUUGAUCCGGGGGAAAAUGCUGAAGUUCCGUGCGGACAGGCGAGUGAGUCAAAAUGACCCUAACGGAACAGCUGAACUCCAGCAAGUGAUCCAGACCCACCUGGAAGAGAACGGGCAGAUCCAGAAAGCCUUGCUGAGCUCAGAUUCGGAAAUGAACGCCAAAGUGGGUGACAGGAGGCACUUGAGCAAUGCCAACGAAGCACACAGCAACGGAAAAAACCUCAGCAUGGUUUCUGAGAUGCCCCCGGAUGCCAAGGACCACGCACGGGGUACGUGCACACCCAAGAGAACUGCCACGUUUGGGAAGCGCUCCAACUCCAUGCGGCGCAACCCCAACGCUGUGGUGACCCGGCAGGGCUGGCUCCACAAACAGGCAAGCAGUGGUGUGAAAAAGUGGAACAAACGCUGGUUCGUGUUGACAGAUAGAUGCCUUUUCUACUAUAAAGACGAGAAAGAAGAAGGGGUUUUGGGCAGUCUUCCUCUCCUCAGCUUUAUGAUCGGACCAGUCCUGCCAUCGGACAACAUCAGCCGCAAGUUUGCCUUUAAGGUGUGGUGUGAUAAAGAGGACAAGGAGGAGGAGGACGAGGAGAGUGAGGAUUUUAAGGGCAGUAUUGCGUUCUGUUUGCAGGUGGAGCACGCAGGCACUCGUACAUACUACUUCAGUGCAGAUAGCCAGAAAGAGCAGGAGGAGUGGAUCCAAGCCAUGCAUGAAGCUGCCAGGGUACACAUCCCAUCCACCCCUGGAAAUAAAUCUGACCCCAUCCAUGCAGCAGACCAAAGCGACAAAGUAGCCAAGAGACUCGAACCCAGCUCUCACACAGAGAACAAUGGCCAGAGGCCAGACCCCCAUGAGUCUGUCAAACACGAGCUCAAUGGGGUAGAGACAAGAAACACCACACCCAGCACCCCAGUGACCCCAGUUACCCCUAAUAUAGAGGGCAGGAUGGGAGAGAAAGGGGGACUGGCACCCCAUCACCCCAAUGGAUGGGGUCACUAUGGUCCUUCCAACGGUUCACGGUCCCAGGAGAACACGAGGUACGUACGGGAGCCGCAUGAGCUUCAUGAGAACGUAGUGAUGCGAAGGGGUUUUGUGCCCAGGACGGCACCAGAGAGACUCGCCCAGAGGAAGAGCUCAAUGACUCAGCUGCAGCAGUGGGUGAACCAGCGCAGAGCCAUGGGACCUCAGGAUGACCUGCAAAGUCCAUCUAGGUACUACACAUUAAACCGCGGUAUGUCACCGGAAUACAACGGCAUUUAUGGCGGGCAUCCGUACGUGGAGGAAUAUCACCUCUACCCACCAGGUGUCCGUCCUGAGAGCAUCUGCUCAAUGUCGGCUGCUUAUGACCGCCCGUCCCCUCGCUGGACUGUGGAGGACAGAAGGCGAUCAUUGCGAGACGGACCCCUGUAUGGCCAGCCUCGAGACCCUCAGUGGAUGAUUGGACCCCAGGGCCCUCAUCCUGCUUACUUUCCCCAUCUGGACUCAGCUCAGAACUCUAUGAGACUACUUUCUAUACAGCCACGAUCACGGUCGGUUCCCCGCUCGCCUUCCUCCUCGUCAGGAGGACCAUAUUCUCCACACAGCUUCGCCUCACCUGCUCAAUCACCCAGCGUCAGGUUUGAUCAGGGGCCCGGCCGACUCAGAGAAGAAGGCUUAUACGCUGAUCCCUCAGUCUACGGCCUGCGCAGGUCACUCAGCUCACCUAAGUAUGAUUUCCCUGGAGAUCGCCGCUCCUUCAGCCACGGAAUGUACCAUUAUAACUACCCAGUAUCCCCCUCUCUCCAUAGUAAAAUGGAGGACAUAUUAGAUCUGCAGCUUCAGAGGAACCUGGAGUACCUAGAUCAGCAGAUGACAGAUGGUGGCCAUCUAAUUGGCAUGGUAACCCGAAUGGUUGAACGUUCCUCUCCUCGAGCAAAGCUUUUCUCACAAGUUCCUCCGUUCCAUGAUAUGUACAGUGACCUACAUCCCACACUGAAGCUUAAUGAGAUCGAGACCAGUAAACUGCUGGGUCGUCUGUGUGAGCAGAAUCGACUUCUUAAAGAGCAGGAGGCUGUAGUUCAUCGUUUGCGAAUGGAAAAGGACAGCCUAGAAGGGGUGCUGGUAGCCACACAUCAGGAGAUGGAGCUGUACAGGAACCAGCCGCUGGCAAUGGAGAAACUUCAGAUGAAAAAAGAGAGUCUACAAAACAAGCUUAUUAACAUCAGGGGAGAGCUGUCACAGGCCUCUAGUACCCUGACCACCACCCGAAUGGAGUUUGAGGCUUUGGAGGAUGAGGUGAACGCCAUCCAUGGUGACCUGUGGGAGCAGCUGAAUGCUGGAGGGCAGAGUGAGCUGGUACACAGGCACAUUCAGAAGGAGUUUUGGAGGGUUCAAGAUGUUUUGGAGGGGCUGCACAAAAACAACCCAUCCCGUGGCACGGACACGGCCAAGCACAGAGCUAGUGGAGCUGGCUCAUUCAGCACAAACAGUUCUGCAAGCCCAUUGAGUUCAGUGAGUCUAACAAGUCCUCUCAGCCCCUACUCUUCUGUCCCUGGCUCUCAGGCCUCACCCACUAAACAGUUUGCCACAGAGGAGGUUGGCCCUCCGCGACCUCCACUUCCUAAAUCUUACCAGCCACUGGAGUCCUCCCAGUCCUUUCCCCCACCCGUCCCUCCCCUGCUCUUAGACAGCAAUGCCUGGCUGCGCAGCUUGGGCCCACAUUCAGGCAUCCACCAGGAAGUCUACAAGGACGAUGCAGAAUUCCACAGCAGAAAGCAAAACUACAACUCGCAGGGAGAAAAGACCUGCGACCUUGAAAUCGAGCAGGACAGGCAAUCCAACCAGAAUAAAGUUGGAAUCAUUUCACCCAGGAGCAUGUCGCCAUCAGAAGACAAGAGUAAUUCUGAUGGUAUCCAACGAAGAAACGGGAAAGUGUCCAAUGGUCACAUUUCAAGAGAGAGGCCAAAGAGUGCCGUGUUCCCCGCAGAGGUUAAGUCUAAAAUGAGUGUGGAGGAACAGAAUGAGAGGAUACGAAGGAACCAGAGCAGUUCUGUAAGAGACAAAAGACGCAGUCUCCACCUUUCCAGCAGCCAGCACAAUGACGGCUUCAAACCCUCCAGCAACUACAGAGUGGUGCGGAGGAGAGUGACGGCGGAUGAGGUGGAUAUUAAGGGUCUGGAGGCAGCAGUGAGGGGAGAAGGCAUGGAAUCACCAAGGCAGGAAAUCGCUCGCUUGCGGCAACAAGUGGAGCCUCAACACUAUGACCUGGACAUCAGCAAAGAGUUGUCCAACCCAGAAAAAGUCCUGAUCCCUGAGCGAUAUUUAGAAGUUGAGCCCAGUACACCACUCAGCCCUGAAGAGGUGUGGGAAAAACAAAAGAAAGUGGAGAGAAUCAAGACACUUAUUGCCAAAUCAAACAUGCAGAAUAUGGUGCCGGUGCUGGACGGGCCGGUGGAGGGAUCCAAUAACCCAGAGCAGCAGCUUCAGGAACAGGAGAAGCGGAUUGAAAUUUCCUGCGCACUGGCCGCUGAGGCCUCCCGCCGUAGCCGCCUGCUCUCCGCCCAGUGUGCCCCCAGUCCCCCUGCCUCCCCAACCAGCCUGGUCCCUCCCCCUUCUGCUGACCACUCUGACUCCUCCCACAUCAUGAAGGUAUAA
Messenger RNA from Xyrauchen texanus (razorback sucker), 3705 nucleotides. RefSeq names its product pleckstrin homology domain-containing family A member 6-like. The record is from RefSeq and is a predicted model, not a curated record. NCBI's taxonomy places the organism in Eukaryota, Metazoa, Chordata, Actinopteri, Cypriniformes, Catostomidae.